CCAGAAAACUCUCAGCUUAACCUGGAAAAGUGAAAGAAAACUCAAACUCUGAGUGCAUGACAAUAUAUUUGACCAGAUUAACUGAACUCAAUGCAACUCAAAUAGCAGCUCGCAUUUAGAUUUUUGCAUCUAAAUAUCAGAGAUUAAACUUUUUACUAUUGAUAUCAGCACCGAACACCAGCGAUAUCAACAGUUGAGCAUUUCAUUUUAUCAUCUGCUCAGAAGAAUACACUUUGGGAAGAAUAAUGGAGGCUGAGUUUGGACUGAAGAGCAGCAGCAUCAUGCGGGAAUGGAGCGGACAGGUUCAGCCAGCGCUGAUAGCAUCCUUCAUCAUCCUCUUCUUCCUCGAGGCCUGUCUGUGGGUCAGAAAUCUCACCUUUAAGAAAAGACUCCCAGGCCCCUUCGCUUGGCCUCUGGUGGGCAACGCCAUGCAGCUCGGGCAAAUGCCACACAUCACUUUCUCCAAGCUGGCAAAGAAAUACGGAAACGUCUACCAGAUCAGACUGGGCUGCAGUGAUAUCGUGGUUCUGAAUGGAGAUGCGGCGAUAAGGAAGGCACUGGUUCAACACAGCACCGAGUUCGCAGGACGACCCAAUUUUGUGUCUUUUCAGAUGAUUUCCGGCGGGCGAAGUUUAACAUUUACAAAUUACAGCAAACAGUGGAAGACGCAUCGGAAAGUGGCACAGUCUACUUUGAGAGCAUUCUCAAUGGCGAACAGCCAAACAAGAAAGACUUUUGAGCAACAUGUAGUAGGCGAAGCAAUGGACUUAGUCCAGAAGUUUCUCAGACUGAGUGCUGAUGGACGACACUUCAACCCUGCACAUGAAGCCACCGUCGCUGCUGCCAAUGUCAUCUGCGCUCUGUGUUUUGGAAAGCGCUACGGCCACGAUGAUCCAGAAUUCAGAACUCUUCUAGGAAGAGUGAAUAAAUUUGGGGAAACCGUUGGCGCUGGAAGCUUAGUAGACGUCAUGCCUUGGCUGCAAUCUUUUCCCAACCCUGUAAGAAGCGUUUAUCAGAACUUCAAAACUAUUAAUAAGGAGUUCUUCAAUUAUGUGAAGGACAAAGUCCUCCAGCAUAGAGACACUUACGAUCCUGAUGUAACUCGUGACAUGAGUGACGCCAUCAUUGGCGUAAUUGAGCACGGGAAAGAGAGCACGCUGACUAAAGACUUUGUUGAGUCAACGGUCACUGAUUUAAUUGGUGCAGGGCAAGAUACUGUAUCAACAGCAAUGCAAUGGAUGCUUCUGCUGCUUGUUAAAUAUCCAUCAAUUCAGAGCAAACUUCAAGAGCAGAUUGAUAAGGUUGUGGGUCGUGACAGACUCCCGUCAAUAGAAGAUAGAUGCAAUCUGGCCUAUCUGGAUGCAUUCAUCUACGAAACCAUGCGCUUCACCAGUUUCGUCCCCGUCACCAUCCCGCACUCCACCACCUCAGACGUCACCAUUGAAGGUCUCCACAUCCCCAAAGACACCGUGGUCUUCAUCAACCAAUGGUCGGUCAACCACGACCCUCAAAAGUGGAGCGAUCCGCACAUCUUCAACCCGUCCAGAUUCCUGGAUGAGAACGGAGCACUGAAUAAAGACCUGACCAGCAGCGUGAUGAUCUUCUCCACAGGUAAGCGGAGGUGCAUUGGUGAGCAGAUCGCCAAGGUGGAAGUUUUCCUGUUCUCUGCCAUCUUGUUGCACCAGUGCAAGUUCGAGAGAGACCCGUCUCAAGAUCUCUCCAUGGACUGCUCGUAUGGUUUAGCACUGAAGCCGCUCCAUUACACCAUCUCCGCCAAGCUCAGAGGAAAACUAUUUGGCUUGGUUUCACCGGCAUGAGUUAAAACAUCCAGUCGAAUGGGGAAAUUAUUCGCCCUCCUGUGAAAUUGUAAUUAUUUUUUAAAUACAGCGAUGUUUAACAGAGCCAGGACAUUUCCUAUGAUAUAUUUUUCUUCUUCAGAAGAAAGUAUUUCUUUAAGAUUGGCUUUUAUUUUUUACAUUUCCAACAGAGCAAACCACUGUUGUCCGAUCACCUGCAUAAAUAACCUAGUUAAGCCUUUAAAUUGCACUUUAAGCUGACUAUGCUAGUAUCUUGCUUAAUAACUAGUCCAAUAUUAUGUGCUGUCAUCAAAGCAAAGACAAUUAGUCAUAAGAAACGAGCUACUGAAGCUAUUAUGUUUGAAAGCAUCAUCUGUGUCAUCAGCAAUUGGUAAAUAAAUACUUCCGAUUUCACAAGAGGGCUAAUCAUGAACAAAUGUAUUCCACAUAAUAAUGAGUAUAAUAAAGCUGCACUGAAUGCUGUCUAGUAUAUUUAAUAUUUAAUGAGUAUUUACACAGUUUAUAUGUUUAUAUGCAAUGAAUUGAUUCAACCGCAUCCUUGUUGUCAGGUAAUUGAAGAGAUUCUUCAGCUCUCCCGAACGGGGUUAACAGUAAUGUUUUAAUUGCUUUUAAUGUUUAUAAACAUCCUCUAUGCUUUUAAAAUCAUGUCGCAAUAUCAAAUGUUUAUGGUCAAAUGCAAAGCCACUGUCACUGUAGACACAUCGGUUAUUAUGCAACAUUAUGCAAUUGUUUGUAGAUGGUGUUGAGUCAUGUUAAUCGGCAGCAGCUGUUGGAAAGACUUUCACUUCCUAUGAGCCUGACUCGGAUUUGGAGCAGAAGUGCAUUUAAUUAUGCUUGCAUAAAACUGUAUAACAAUGUGAUUAUGUACUUCAGGUAUUAAAACAUUUAUACAACUAUAAAAUAUAUUCUCUAUAAAAAAAUGCAUUGAUGUUCCUAAAUGCUGCAUGGGUCAAUAAUUGAAUUUUUGUGUGUGUGAUCAUAUUAACCUGAUUCAAAACCUAAUUUAAAGUGAAUCCAUGCACAAAAACAAUCCUUAAUCUCAUGUACAAAGCCGGCAGAGUAAAUUUAGAGCUAACAUUAUAAGAUAUAUUCAUGCAUCACAUUGCAUUUCUAAAGGUAAAUGUUUACACUGAAUGUUUUGCAAGCUCAGUGCAUGAAGCUUUCUGAAGAAAAUCAGUUUUUUUUAUGUCUAGGAAUGUCUUCUUAUUACUAUUAAAAAAUAAGCUAUACGUUGAAUAAAUAAAGUGAUGAUUUA
Molecule: messenger RNA, 3072 nt
Organism: Danio rerio (zebrafish)
Lineage: Eukaryota; Metazoa; Chordata; Actinopteri; Cypriniformes; Danionidae
Gene: cyp1c1
Product: cytochrome P450, family 1, subfamily C, polypeptide 1
Cellular component (GO): membrane
Molecular function (GO): oxidoreductase activity, acting on paired donors, with incorporation or reduction of molecular oxygen; iron ion binding; monooxygenase activity
Source: RefSeq, marked provisional